Messenger RNA from Coregonus sp. 'balchen', 2888 nucleotides. The record is from the annotation of a GenBank genome assembly. NCBI's taxonomy places the organism in Eukaryota, Metazoa, Chordata, Actinopteri, Salmoniformes, Salmonidae.
AUGUGUUCUCUGAACCUUGUUCUCAACAAGAGAGACCUCAUUAAGAUGGAGCUGCUGCUGCUGGAGACGUUCAGCUGGAACCUGUGUAUGCCCACCCCAGCCCACUUCAUAGACCACUACCUCCAGGCCUCGGUGCAGGAGGGAGACCUGUACAACGGCUGGCCUCUCUCCUCCCUCUCCAAGACCAAAGGCUUUAUGGACAAGUACACACACUACUUCCUGGAGGUGUCACUGCAAGGUGAGGGGUGAUGAGGUGGAUGGAGGGAUUGAAGGAGAGGUGAUGGAUGGGGUGAAGGAAUGAGAGCGCAGGGGGAGAGGUUCAAGAAUGGAGGGGGGGGGAAAUAGAGGGACUGUGUAGCCUCCUGUGUUCCUCUAGACCAUUUCUAACAGCCUGUCUGUGUUCCUCUAGACCAUUUCUAACAGUCUGUCUGUGUUCCUCUAGACCAUUUCUAACAGUCUGUCUGUGUUCCUCUAGACCAUUUCUAACAGUCUGUCUGUGUUCCUCUAGACCAUUUCUAACAGCCUGUCUGUGUUCCUCUAGACCAUUUCUAACAGCCUGUCUGUGUUCCUCUAGACCAUUUCUAACAGCCUGUCUGUGUGCCUCUAGACCAUUUCUAACAGUCUGUCUGUGUUCCUCUAGACCAUUUCUAACAGUCUGUCUGUGUUCCUCUAGACCAUUUCUAACAGUCUGUCUGUGUUCCUCUAGACCAUUUCUAACAGUCUGUCUGUGUUCCUCUAGACCAUUUCUAACAGUCUGUCUGUGUUCCUCUAGACCAUUUCUAACAGCCUGUCUGUGUUCCUCUAGACCAUUUCUAACAGCCUGUCUGUGUUCCUCUAGACCAUUUCUAACAGUCUGUCUGUGUUCCUCUAGACCAUUUCUAACAGUCUGUCUGUGUUCCUCUAGACCAUGCAUUCCUGAGUUUCCGUCCGUCUCAGGUGGCGGCGGCAUGCGUAGCGGCGUCUCGUAUCUGUCUCCAGAUUUCUCCUAGCUGGACCACGUCUCUACACCUACUGACUGGAUACACCUGGGAGCACCUCACCCAGUGCAUCAAACUCAUGCUGCUGUAAGUCUCUCUCUGUCACUCACACACACACACCUGGGAGCACCUCACCCAGUGCAUCAAACUCAUGCUGCUGUAAGUCUCUCUCUGUCACUCACACACACACACCUGGGAGCACCUCACACACUGCAUCAAACUCAUGCUGCUGUAAGUCUCUCUCUGUCACUCACACACACACACACACACACACACACACACACACACACACACACACACCUGGGAGCACCUCACACACUGCAUCAAACUCAUGCUGCUGUAAGUCUCUCUCUGUCACUCACACACACACACUCACACACACACACACACACACACACACACACCUGGGAGCACCUCACCCAGUGCAUCAAACUCAUGCUGCUGUAAGUCUCUCUCUGUCACUCACACACACACACACACACACACACACACACACACACACACACACACACACACACACACCUGGGAGCACCUCACCCAGUGCAUCAAACUCAUGCUGCUGUAAGUCUCUCUCUGUCACUCACUCACUCACACACACACACACACUCACACACACACACACACACACACACACACACACCUGGGAGCACCUCACCCAGUGCAUCAAACUCAUGCUGCUGUAAGUCUCUCUCUGUCACUCACACACACACACACACACACACACACACACACACACACACACACACACACACACACACACACACCUGGGAGCACCUCACCCAGUGCAUCAAACUCAUGCUGCUGUAAGUCUCUCUCUGUCACUCACUCACUCACACACACACACACACACACACACACACACACACACACCUGGGAGCACCUCACCCAGUGCAUCAAACUCAUGCUGCUGUAAGUCUCUCUCUGUCACUCACACACACACACACACACACUCACACACACACACACACACACACACACACACACACACACACUCACUCACUCACUCACUCACUCACUCACUCACUCACUCACUCACUCACUCACUCACUCACUCACUCACUCACUCACUCACUCACUCACUCACUCACUCACUCACUCACUCACUCACUCACACACACACACACACCUGGGAGCACCUCACCCAAUGCAUCAAACUCAUGCUGCAUUGUCUCUCUCACACAGAGCAGACACACACACCUGAGUGCAAUUGCAUGCUUGUAUGCACAGACAUACUCGUAUGCAUUUGACCGAGCCAAACUCCAUGCUAAUUCUCUCAUUGCUCACGUAGGUUAACUGUAAAAACAUGACAAUCCACUGUCUGCUUUCUCAGAUAAUAACAAAUGUCUUGUUCUACCUCCCGUCUCUCCCCCUCUUCUCCACAGUGCCCAUGACAGUGAUGUGAAGGAGGCCAACAAACCCAAAUCCACCCCUCCGUUGUCUCGUUCCUCCUCUCUCCAGUCCCACCCUCCUCCCUCUCACCUCUCCCCGGUCCCAGCCAUCCAGAGACCAGCUACCUCCUCCACCUCCACCUCCCAGCAGCUCCUCUUCCAGCCCGGCCCAGUGGGCUUCCCACACCUCUCCCCCUCCCUGUCCCAGCUCCACGCGCUAGCGGACUCCCAGGCUUUGGAGCCUGCUGGGGUCAACAUGUCCCAGGACUUCCUCCAGAGCCACAGGAUGGGGCUGCUCACUGGGGCCACCACCAUGACCUCCACAGCAAGGGCCUUCCCCUCCUAUCCUAGCCUGACUUCGGGGCUCCAGCCUGGGGCUCGGGUGGCACCGCUGGCCUUGCAGGGCCCCAUCUCCAUACAGGUAGCCUUGGCAGCGGAGCCGCGACACUGCCUCAGCAUGGCCUACAGCGGGGGGUACCUGGGGGGCGUGGGCUUCACGGCAGCGGGCUGCUUCGACAGGUGA